Messenger RNA from Hordeum vulgare subsp. vulgare (domesticated barley), 1037 nucleotides. RefSeq lists its product as uncharacterized. Lineage: Eukaryota; Viridiplantae; Streptophyta; Magnoliopsida; Poales; Poaceae. The transcript is spliced from 4 exons. Bases 230 to 739 code for a protein of 169 amino acids. The record is from RefSeq and is a predicted model, not a curated record.
GCAAGGCAAGGACUGCCGGCCCGCAAAUGCUCAGUCAGUCACCGACACGCACCCUGGUCUGCUAGCCGAUUCUGACCUUCCCUGCAAGCCACUGCCGAUCGACAGCCCAAUCAGCAGCAGCACAAAUAUGCUGCCUGCCAUAGCCUCCUAAUCUCUUCUCUUAUAUACUUGUAGUACGUGUCCUUCUUUCCCCUCUGUCGCGGCUAGAGACAGAGAAGGAGGAGCAUCCAUGGCGCGCUUCUUCGGCCGCCUGUGGGACAGAGCUCAAGGCAAGCUGGAUGUUGCAAGAAUAUGUGAGAAGGUGUUCGACGAAUUGGCCGUCCUGAACGCCGAGAAGAACGCCAAGCUCCUGGAGGUUAAGAAUCUCCACGUCGCCACCCUCAUGGUUUACAACUCGAUCAACAGGCAACUGGUGGGACCUCACAAGGACCCUCCAUGCAUGCAGGUCGUCAAGGAAAAAGCCGAGUGCUACGGCGCCAAGGAGACGAAGGGGAUUACGCAGCAGGAGUUCCGGGAGCUGAUCAUGGAGUGGGUGAGGAUGGACCUCCGCCUCGUCCUCGCCAACAAGGCCGCGGUGGCCGUCCUGGCGGCGCCGCUGCUCGCCGUCACGGCCAAGAACGCCGGCAGGCAGGUGCCGAGGAUGAGGGACGCGGUGGACAGGGUGCCCACGCCGCUGCUCUUCGUCGUCUUCUCCGCCGGGUUGAUGCUCCUGCAGGACAUCCGGGCAGGCAAACAGUGAACACCUGAACCGAUGGUCGCGCUGCCGGCACCUCGGUGCGAAAAUUUGUAGCCAAACAAAGUGGUAAAUGGCUGUACGUAAUGGUAUUCAAUCUUAAUAUGGUUAUUAUUUCUCGGCGGCUCCACAACUUAAUUUGUAGAAUUUCAGUGUCCCUCCAUUUGAAGGGCUGGUGCAUAUUACUGUAGUACUCUACUUAAUACUCUCUCUGUUUCUUUUUUACUCUGGAUGUAAGAUUUGUUUCAAGUCCAACUUAGUAAAGUUUGAUCAAAUUUACAUGGAAAUAUACCAUCAUUUGUUA